AUGGUUAGUCGUUAUACUUUACGCAUUUUCUAUCUACUCAUCGUCGUUAUCAUUCUUUUCAAAGUCUUCAACCUUGGUCUACCGAACGAAUUGGAGAGUCCCAUCAGCAAGGAUUAUUCAGUUUACCAUCACGACAGUAUCGCGUAUGACUAUUAUUCGAAAACUGAACUUCAACAAUCAAAAAUCGGCUAUCAAUGGAAUAUCUGGCCACUCCCGAAUGAUAUAAAUCCAAACGAUAUCUCACCAGCUCAUCCAACAAAUCUCUCCUUUGUCGAUGUGAUUUACAUAAUGACAAAUGCUCGCCUAGUCGAACGACAUGAGCAUCUGAAAAAAGUCUUUCAUCGGCAAGGAAUCUCCAUGUCAUCAGUCCAAUGGAGAAUGAAAUGGAAUCGAACGACAUGCCAUUCAUCUCUUUCACAAGUUUAUGAACGUUUGAAUUUAAAAAAUCGAGCCUUAACUCACGACCAACAACGACGAUGUGCAAUCACUAUGGAACAUGUCGAUACCUGGUAUGAAAUAGCUAAACUGAACAUUCGUUUAGCAUUAAUUCUCGAAGAUGACGUCAUCUUCGUUCCGUAUUUCAAAGAAAAACUUCUUCGUAUGAUCUCUACCCUUUUCCGCACUGGGGCAUUACAUUUCAACAAAACCUGUCUAACACGAAAACAAAAACAGAUCGCAUCGAAUGAAUGGAUUGAUCAAAAUCCGAUGUUUGUCAUCGGCACAUGUUUCCAGUUUCAUGAUGAACAUUUUCAAAAAUCUUCACCCUAUGCUUUCCCACUGUUAUCCACACAAAAAUUCAAUGCAUCACGAUGUACACAUGCUUACCUAUUAACACCAUGCUCAGCUCGAGCACUGAUUGAAGAACUUCAAAUGCAGAAAAACGACUUUCAGAAUUCAGAUUUUCUACAGAAUUAUUUAUUUCGUUUAUCAUCAACACUACAAUCAUUCUGGAUGGAUCCGCCAUUGGCUUAUCAAGGCAAUCAAAUCCAUGACUAUGAUCAUAUCAAAACUUUUCGAAGUCAAACAUAUCUCGAUUGA
This is a messenger RNA of Adineta ricciae, 1038 nucleotides long. Lineage: Eukaryota; Metazoa; Rotifera; Eurotatoria; Adinetida; Adinetidae. The record is from the annotation of a GenBank genome assembly.